ACCACUACAAGAACAAGGAAGACAUUAAACAGUUUCUAUCUACCAACCAAACCACAAGAGUUAAAGUUAAGAUGCUGGAAACAGUUAAAUACCUGAUAGGGUCGCCGGGUCCAAGCGGGUUCGGGUCCAAGUCCAACGCCGAACAAGUCACGGAAAACUCCGAUCUGCGCUCACUCACGGCCAUUAUUACCGGUGCCACGUCAGGAAUAGGAGCUGAAACGGCAAGGGUUCUGGCGAAACGAGGAGCGAGGCUGGUUCUGCCAGCGCGGAGCCUGAAAGCCGCGGAAGAUACAAAGGCUCGCAUAGUAUCGGAGUUUCCAGAUGCUGACGUCAUGGUUAUGCCGCUCGACCUCAGUUCUCUCACUUCUGUUAGGAACUUCGUGGCUCACUUCCACUCUCUCCGUUUGCCCCUCAAUCUCCUCAUAAACAACGCUGGCAAGUUUGCACAUGAGCAUGCCAUCUCGGAGGAUGGCCUUGAAAUGACCUUCGCCACUAAUUAUCUAGGUCAUUUUUUGUUAACAAAGCUUUUAUUGAAGACGAUGAUCGAGACGGCAGAGAAGACAGGGGUGCAAGGGAGGAUAGUGAACGUGUCGUCGAGCAUCCACGCUUGGUUUUCCGGUGAUGUCAUCUCAUAUUUAGCCUCUAUUAGCCGCAACAACAAAAGCCAUUACGACGCCACACGUGCUUAUGCUCUUUCCAAGCUCGCCAACGUCUUCCACACCAACCAACUUGCUCGCAAGCUCCAGCAAAUGGGGGCGAACGUGACAGUGAACUGUGUGCACCCGGGGAUCGUGAGAACCAGACUCACUAGAGAGCGUGAGGGAUUACUCACAGAUAUAGUUUUCUUUUUGGCUUCCAAGCUCUUAAAGACCAUUCCACAGGCAGCAGCAACAACAUGCUAUGUGGCGACCCACCCAAGGUUGCAUAACGUGAGUGGCAAGUACUUUGCAGAUUGUAACGAGGCUGUAACAUCAAAGUUGGGAUCCAACUCAACCCAAGCUUCAAGGUUAUGGGCCGUUUCUGAAUUCAUGCUCACCAGGGGUCCUAAAGCUGCCUUUGACCUACUCAAUCACCUUCACUUUUGAUACUCUUGCUGGGGCCAAUGGAAAAAGACACAGCUAUAGAAUUAGGAUUUUAUGGUAAACAAAAAGAUAAAUAGGUGUAGUACAGUGUAGUUGGAGAUUGAAGCCACUUUGCAACCUAAAAAAAAGGGAAGGAUUUUGUGCUCUCUUGAUUUGAUUAGACUCUACUGCAAGUCAAGAUAACAGGAAAGAAUUACCGUUGUGACUUGUAACUAUAUUUUUGUUCUGAUUACUUACGGUAAACGAUAGGCAUACUUGUUGGUUUUAUUUAGUUAAAAUUUUAAGAUGUAUUUGCUAUAGGUAGUACUAGUUAGAUUGAGUAACUAUGAUGAUUCAAUGAUUAUAUAGCUAGCUUGGAUUAUAUAUAUUAACAUGGUGGACCUUAGACUAUAAGGGAAAGUACUUGGAAAUACAUUCGAUUUUUUCUGUCAAUAUGAUGUAUGUAUAUGGGGAUGUUAGUGAAUUAGUUGUGCUUUAA
Messenger RNA from Arachis ipaensis, 1560 nucleotides. Its product is annotated as short-chain dehydrogenase TIC 32 A, chloroplastic. The record is from RefSeq and is a predicted model, not a curated record. NCBI's taxonomy places the organism in Eukaryota, Viridiplantae, Streptophyta, Magnoliopsida, Fabales, Fabaceae.